AAACAACCUCUCCCCGGCGAAGCCACCUUGAAGCCACCGGAUUGUGACGCGUCCGAAGACCAAAAUUGCACGAGAUUACGACUCGACAUGGAUCCUGCUCAAGACAACGGCAAUGCUCCUGAACCAGAGGUUCUCUACCCUGCAUCACUCUUUACGCCUCAAGCCCUCGUACUUUCAUCAUUAGCUGUUGCUGUGGUGCUGUUAGCUGUCGUUGCAUUCGUGUCACGUAGAAAAUCUACGUCAAAAGGCGAUGCACUACUGCUUGUUGGUCCGUCCGAUGCAGGCAAGACAGCCAUCUUCUCCUCACUCGUAUACAAACAGCCGUUAUCGUCGCAUACGUCCAUGCAACCCAACGUCUCCAUUAUGCCAGUGCAAGAGAAGUCUCUUCGAGUAGUCGAUGUCCCUGGGCACCCGCGCAUCCGCGACCAAUUCCACGAGUACAUGGCGGACGCCCAGGGUAUUGCCUUUGUUGUGGAUACAAGCACAAUUUCCAGGAAUGGGGCAGUAGUUGCUGAGCAUCUGCACCAGGUCUUGCACGCUAUCACCUCUCUUCCUCCAUCGCGGCCUACUCCGGCCCUAGUCAUCGUUGCGCAUAAAGCCGACCUACUGAAGGCAACAGCGCAAGCAACUCCAGCACAACUCGCUAUCAACCGCGUGCGCUCAAUACUCGAGCGCGAGCUCGAGAAGAGACGCGCGUCACAAGCUGGCGGCGUCGGUAUAGAAGGCUUGGGUGCAGAAGACACAGAAUCUGAGAUGGGUGGACUAGAGUGUGGUGGAUCCGGCGAGUUCAGGUUCGACGCAUGGGAGGGAGGCGAGAUAUCAUUCGCAGGUACCUCCGUCAAUGUGUCGACAACGAAGCAUGCGUUGGACGAGAAAUCAGGCGAUGUGGAUGGCCUUGCACCUCUUGUACAAUGGGUUGAAGAAUUGUAGUACUACUAUAGUUACUUAGUGUGUGCGAGUCCGGCUUUCCUCUAGCUUGUCGGCUUUUAUGGUCUGCAACGGAGACUAGCUUUUCAGAGAACCUCGCAACUUUCAGGAC
Messenger RNA from Fomitopsis serialis, 1039 nucleotides. Its product is annotated as P-loop containing nucleoside triphosphate hydrolase protein. Lineage: Eukaryota; Fungi; Basidiomycota; Agaricomycetes; Polyporales; Fomitopsidaceae. Gene Ontology annotation, molecular function: GTP binding. Gene Ontology annotation, biological process: vesicle-mediated transport; intracellular protein transport. The coding region runs from base 88 to 930 and encodes 280 amino acids. The record is from RefSeq and is a predicted model, not a curated record. Gene Ontology annotation, cellular component: cytoplasm; plasma membrane. The transcript is spliced from 4 exons.